ACCGGAAGAUGAAUGGUGUGUUGCAGUCAUGUGCUGCCGACGACUGUCAACUUCACUGAUAAAUUACUGAUACAUAAAUAAAUAGUUUGAUGAUGUCCCCAGCUACGUUUACACGUCAGUGUUGAGGCCCAAAUAUACAUACAUGUCGGACACCGGUGAGGAGUGGCAGGUAGCUCGGCGGCGAAAAGGUGCAUCGAGGAAAUUGAAAUCUGUUCAAGUAUCUUCAGCCUCUAUAGGCUUUCAGGAGGAUCUGGAUGUUGGAAAACUUCUCAAGCGAAUCAGAGAUACAACGUCUGAGCUAAGAUGCAAGGAGUUUUGGCAGAAGUGGAAAGAGCAGCUGCUGGUGACAGCAUCAAGAUCCCUAGCAAAACUUUCAGAAAACUCUGAGGAUCAUCUGGAGAAAGACAGUGAAGGCUCAGUUCAUCAGCAGCUGCAGUGUGUGUGCUAUGGCCUUGGCUCCUUUUCUUCAUGUGUCUCAUCCCGCUACCAGCUUGCCAUGUUGCUGAUGCUACUGGAUGCUGGACAGAUCCCACUGCAGGACUGCUCUGUGUAUGAUCCUAUUUUCUCCUCUGCAGAGAGGGAUAUUUUGAGAGAACUGGGACUGACUGUACUCACAGAAAAUGAGGAGGGGAAGCGUCUGGCGACUAAGCCCACACUCUUUUACUUGAUGCACUGCGGGAAAGCACUGUACAACAACCUCUUGUGGAAGAACUGGAGCGCCCAGUCGUUGUCUCUGGUAGUGAUCAUCGGAAACAGCUUCACCAGCAUGAGGGAGAGGUCUAUAGAGAGGGAAUUCAAGCAGCAAUACAGCUACAUCAGUGAGGCUGUGGAUCUGUGCGAGGAGAGAAAGCUGCCGUGUCCUUCCCAUCUGAUAGACGUCUUCAGUGAUACGGCGAUUAUAAGCUUUCCUGCCAACAAUCUAAAAGAAAUCCCACAGUCUAACUGGACUGAUUCACCUGAACCACAGUACCAACAUUGCCAUGACUUGGAGAUUAUACAGAGGGAAACUCAGAUCUGAGAUUGGAGAUGAACAAUAGUGGGCAUGUUUUUAUUGUGGACAUUGAUGUCAACACUUUAAAUAAACUGAAUUUUUGUAUGACUGAGUGAUUUUUUUAAAUUUUAUUUUCAACAAUAAGUUUAUCCCAAGGCUU
Molecule: messenger RNA, 1151 nt
Organism: Cololabis saira (Pacific saury)
Lineage: Eukaryota; Metazoa; Chordata; Actinopteri; Beloniformes; Belonidae
Gene: srrd
Product: SRR1 domain containing
Exons: 6
Coding region: 143-1018 (291 amino acids)
Biological process (GO): microtubule-based process
Cellular component (GO): nucleus; cytoplasm
Source: RefSeq, a predicted model, not a curated record